Messenger RNA from Penicillium cinerascens, 645 nucleotides. RefSeq lists its product as uncharacterized. NCBI's taxonomy places the organism in Eukaryota, Fungi, Ascomycota, Eurotiomycetes, Eurotiales, Aspergillaceae. Bases 1 to 645 code for a protein of 214 amino acids. The transcript has 4 exons. The record is from RefSeq and is a predicted model, not a curated record.
AUGUUAGAUCAAAAAAGAUCGAGGUUGAUCAUCGAAAACCCUAUCGGCAAUGGCCUAAACGGCUUUCGCACUACGUUCACCUCGACCUAUAAAGGCGCGGACUUGCACUUAGUCCUUCCCGCCGCUCGUCUUCUGCCGUCUAAUUUAGGAGGAAUCGUUCGAGGUGACCUACAUCGACUUAUAUCCGUCGUUGCGUUAAAUAAUUUCGAUCUCGAACGAAUCAAACCGCUGCUUAAAAUAUCUCUUCUAGAUGUAAUAUGGAAUCUUGUGGACGUUGCCGUAGAGGAAACUACGCCGCCCCCUCGACCGAUUGCCUCCUCCCUCCAACAAACUCUAUGGCUUUAUAAGACGAGUAGCUUCGCGAACUCCUCGGAAUACCGCCAAGAUGUCGAUAGGGUCCUUAAGUCCGAGCUUGGGCUCUUGCAUUUUCGAUCAAUAUUUUUUGGCGCUAUUAGUGGUCUUCAAAUAGGAUCCGAAGCUAUAUUUCAAAGAUGUAAAGAGGGCAGCGAUCCGCUUUUUGUUAAUAGGUGGAAAGGAUGGCCAAACGACGCAAACCAGGAAAAGGUUUUGAAUUGGUUUGUAGAUCUAAGCGAGAAACUAGCAAUAAUCUUGGCAGACUACAACCCUAUAAUAGCACACCUAUAG